GUUACCGCUCUCAUUAUUAUUAAAGAUGCGUGGUUUGGUUGCUUCCGUGCCUAACUGCUCUGGACAAAAUGGGCAGCGGACGAACACAAAGUUUCAAUACCGAGGGGAAAUGGGAGUUUUCUGUUUGUCGGCUGUAUAAUUUACUCAAUCCAUGGAUUUAUAUUAUUAUCUUACGGAAAAAGCGAAGGCAACAUAAUGGGGAUUAAAUGUAACAAUGUGACAAUAUUGCUGGUUGCGUCUGCCAACGGAGAAAUAUGUUUAUAUUCAUUUAUCUUUAUAACGUGCAUCACAUGUUAGAACUUUGUGACUGCAAACUCAAAUUUCCAAAAUAAAAUUUAAAAGCCAAAAAAAAAUAAAAGGCGCCGGUGCCGGAGAGAAAUUCGAUCACCGCCAGUUCAGUUCAUACAGAAGUAUUUAAUAGAGAAACAACACAAUAAUAAAACUAAUAACUCUCUUCUAGACAACACUUCCUCCUUUUCACUUUUACCUUGCCAUGAUUGCCAGUUGCAAUUGACCUAUCUCCUCACCAUUGAUUGUUUAACUGUUGAACUGUCAAACUGCCCCGCCAUGGCUACCCAGUGGUAUAUCGAGAAUAAAGAUGUCGGGAACACAGAGCAUGCGGAAGACUGGCGGAUUCGGGGCUACAAUCCUCUUACCCCGCCAAACCUCCUACAGCAUGAGAUCUCUCAGACUCCUGCCUCCAAGCAGACGGUCAUAAACUCGCGCAAAGAAGCCGCCGCCGUCGUCAAUGGCAAAGACCCGCUCAACCGCCUCCUCGUCAUCAUCGGGCCCUGCUCCAUCCAUGACCCAGAGGCAGCCAUGGACUACUGCAACCGCCUACUCCAACAAAAGGAGAAACACAAAGACGAGCUCCUCAUCGUCAUGCGCUCCUAUCUCGAGAAGCCCCGCACAACCGUCGGCUGGAAGGGCCUCAUCAACGACCCGGACAUCGACAACUCGUUCAAGAUCAACAAGGGACUGCGCGUCUCGCGCCAGCUCUUUGUUGACCUGACAGACAAGGGCAUGCCUAUCGCUAGCGAGAUGCUCGACACCAUCUCCCCCCAGUUCCUCGCUGACCUCCUCUCCGUCGGCGCCAUCGGCGCCCGCACCACAGAGUCCCAGCUGCACCGUGAGUUAGCAAGCGGCCUCUCCUUCCCCGUCGGCUUCAAGAAUGGCACCGACGGCUCUCUGGACGUGGCCGUCGACGCCAUCGGUUCCGUCAAGCACCCGCACCAUUUCCUCUCCGUGACGAAACCGGGCGUCGUGGCGAUUGUGGGCACGGAUGGCAAUGACGACUGCUUUGCGAUCCUGCGCGGUGGGAAGAAGGGAACCAACUACGAUGCAGCAAGCAUCGCGGAGGCCAAGGCGAAGUUGGCGGAUAAGGGCUUGAAUGCCCGCUUGAUGGUUGAUUGCAGCCAUGGCAACUCGCUGAAGGAUCACCGCAACCAGCCCAAGGUGGCGGCUGUGCUGGCGGAGCAGAUUGCGGGCGGUGAAGAGGCGAUCAUGGGGGUGAUGAUUGAGAGUAAUAUUAACGAAGGAAACCAAAAAGUCAGCCCCCAGGGCAAACCAGGUCUGAAAUACGGAGUCAGCAUCACGGAUGCCUGCAUUGGCUGGGAAGAUACGGAGAGCGUAUUACAAACCCUCGCGGAUGCGGUGCGGCAACGGCGGGAACGCGGACAAGCCGCAUGAGCAUAAUAAUAGAAAACUACUCAAAACGUCUAUGAAAAGGUCGUUUAUUCCCUUGGCUACUUUCGUCCAUUUUGAAAACGCCUUUAUAUAUUCCCUUGAGUUAAUUUGUUGUGAUUUUCGCUGUCUUUUUCAGGGGGUUUGGUCAAAUGGCUUAAGGAAAAUAAGAUAAAAUAUAAAUUGGGGAUAUGCCCGGUUGAAACGGUGGGAAGACAAAAAAUAUUUUGAAUUUCUCGUACCUUAUUUUACCUCUGUUACUUGCAUGAUCCGUUUCUCUCUGAAGGUCCCGGCGACUUUUGAGUACAACUGGAACAUAAUGAUAACACAAACUACUCCGUACUACUUACGACAAUCAACACAAAUCUUGUCUCCUAUCUCGCUUCACUGAAGUUGGACAAGUAGGCCGAUGUUUGGAAUUUGAAAGUGUAACACUUUUGUGUGUAGGAGAUGAAAACUGAUCCAUGCGUAGAGAAUAGAGAAUGGAAGUGCAAUCGAAGUUGGAAUUAGGAAAAUGUAGGAAAAUGGCGAGCGGCUUAAGAGUGGUAUCAUCAUGGAUGCAGAGAAAAAUAAAAAUAGAAGUACGUUUGAAAGCAAAACAAAGAAGAACCAAUGGAGAAAACAGGAGCAGGGAUAUCUAGAAAAAGGAAACCCAACAAUGCCCAGUCAGCUCUGGAAGUCUCCCAAACCCGAAAUAUUAAUAAUAGGAAUACAGAAAACCACAUAUGUAGAAAAAUGUAUAUACAAAGAAGCGAUUAUCUAGGGGAAGGCUGGGAGGCGCACCCUGUGCCAAUCGCAAUCACCACCAGUCCAAUCAAUAAAC
This is a messenger RNA of Blastomyces gilchristii SLH14081, 2506 nucleotides long. RefSeq names its product phospho-2-dehydro-3-deoxyheptonate aldolase, phenylalanine-inhibited. The coding region runs from base 568 to 1689 and encodes 373 amino acids. The record is from RefSeq and is a predicted model, not a curated record. The transcript is spliced from 4 exons. Gene Ontology annotation, cellular component: cytoplasm. Gene Ontology annotation, molecular function: 3-deoxy-7-phosphoheptulonate synthase activity. Lineage: Eukaryota; Fungi; Ascomycota; Eurotiomycetes; Onygenales; Ajellomycetaceae. Gene Ontology annotation, biological process: aromatic amino acid biosynthetic process.